AUGGCAGCCAUCUACACCGUGUUCACUAGCCCAAGUCAUGCCCCGAUCCCUAACCACCUUCCAACGCUCAUAGUCACUCCCCAUGGGCAACCUUCCAACAUCCUUUACUCUUACCUUCAUACCAAUUUCAAUGCCGAAAAUUACCUUCUCACUCCCAGCCCUCAAGGCGAUCUCUGCGUUGCGAAGAUGUUUCCUCCUAAUCGCAAUGCCCCUGGAGCAAAAUCCGCUGCCUCUGACCCCGGUCAUUCUUCGGGCGCCGCGUCUCGGGCUGUCCGAUGCGAAGCGUCUCGCAACUUGAAAUGGACCAUCGCUAACACUGGAGUUAUGUCCCCUAUUUAUAAACUCUCCCUACCCUCCCCCAACGGACCCGACUUGCCUCUCUUCCAAGUCUCGAAACCAAACCCCAAUGCCACAUUCUGGUCCAUGUUUUAUUUUGCGUAUGCUGGCCAUCUCAUUCCUCCUAAGCGCAUCGAAUUUGGAAAAAUUCAGAAGAAUCCUCCUGGUCCAGGUGGAGGCGGUACCCGUAUUUCUAUCACGGGGAAAACCCCAGAGGAAAAGGCGGUAUGGCAAACAUUGGGAGAGGGGAACGAGGACUGUGUUGAAUGGGUUGUCCUGUGUGCUGCUCUUAAUCUUUUAGAUGAUGAAAUAUUGAAAGCAGCUGAAAAGGCAGGACCACCACCUGUGUCCAUACCCCCUCAGCUACCGGCGACUAGUCGACCAGUUAACGGCCAACCGGUGCCUGUGCGCCAAGGCUCUGGCAGUCAACAACGCCCUCAUCCACAGCAUCAACCACCGCCACAAAGUCUUCAGCCGUCUGGCCGACCACCUCAGAUGCCAUCGCAACAGCAACAACCACAGUAUCCAAAUGGCGCGCGCGGUCCUCCCUCCGGAGUUUCCGUACCUUACGCGCCUAAUGGACAGCAGAGAAUCUACAACCCCAAUCAACCAAAUGCGCAAAACCCUGUAUCCGGCCAGCAAAUCUAUCCCUCGCAGCAAGCGCUGCCACGUCCUCAGCAACAGCACAAUCGACCUGCUCCUAUGGGUGGAUAUAUACCACCCCAACAGAAUUUCCCCAGCCGUGCAGGAACAAUGCCACUCCCAGGUCAGAAUGGUAGCGCUCAACCAGUGAGGCGAAUUUGAUUGUGUAUUCUGGCAAUGUGCACGUCUUGUCCGUUGGUCGAGCAACACCGGGACAUUGUUCUGCCAUUUUUCGGUAUCAUGGGCUAUUACUGUGCUCUUUAUUUAUUGGCUUUGAAUUGUGCGAGCGCUUUUGUUAUCAACACGAUAUGACUGGCCAAUUUCCUGCGUUUAUCGUACGUGCAAGCUCGCCAUCUGUGGAUACCCUGACCGUGAACCUCGCUGUUCACUCCUUUCCGCUCCUUAGUUACGUUACCUACACAAGUUCAGUUGCCUCUUCUCUUUGUUGGGUCGUCCAAGUCUUGUGCCAUUGUGUUGUCAACAGUACCAAUUAUUAUUGACCAUUAUUAUGUCA
This is a messenger RNA of Cantharellus anzutake, 1492 nucleotides long. RefSeq lists its product as uncharacterized. The transcript has 3 exons. The record is from RefSeq and is a predicted model, not a curated record. The coding region runs from base 1 to 1140 and encodes 379 amino acids. Lineage: Eukaryota; Fungi; Basidiomycota; Agaricomycetes; Cantharellales; Hydnaceae.